Molecule: messenger RNA, 4177 nt
Organism: Rhodofomes roseus
Lineage: Eukaryota; Fungi; Basidiomycota; Agaricomycetes; Polyporales; Fomitopsidaceae
Exons: 5
Coding region: 1-3780 (1259 amino acids)
Molecular function (GO): mRNA binding
Source: RefSeq, a predicted model, not a curated record
AUGGCUGCUGAGUCGUCCUCCCCCUCGAAGCCAUCGUCCCCUCCUCCUCCAUAUACGGAGGUUGCAGACCCUGCACUUCACGGGCAGCCCUCAGCGAUGAGCAUUCCAGUCAGCGGCCCGAACACUCCCAUAGCUUCACCCUUCCCCACACACGCCGCCUAUGGCCCGACGCCCAUCCAACAGCAGACACAGCUUCUGCCGUACUACGACCCCCGCUCGCCUUAUGCCAUUGCAGAGGCGAACAGCCGCGCGCGAUGGCGAUUCAUCACUGCGCUCUUUUGGGCCAUUUCACCACCCGUCUGUAUUUAUACCGACAGCCCCACGCGUUUCCCCUGCUUAGCUGUCCCCGUCGCCGCCCUGGCUGUUGAUGUUCUGAACCCGCCUUUCUCUCGCACCGCCCUGUUGCCGCCUCCUAUAUCGUCAAAGCACCUAAAGAGUACCAUACUGUCGUCGCGUUUGCCCAGCCUGGCUUCAUCGCUUACUGCCCGCCCGCCCCUCUUCCCUUCCGCCGUGGCUUCUCAUCCCUCCGGCGAGGAAUUCAUCAAUCGCUCCCUCCUAGACAGCGUCGACGCGCAGGCGGACGCAGAGCCCAUAUCCUCAUCCGACUCCGAAGCUACGGGUACAACCGGGAACGCGUUCGGGUCGCUGCCCAGCUCGUCCUCCAUGUCUAUAGGCUCCCCAUCCGUGCCAUACCAUAUCUCCAUGCAAUCCCAGCAACCCGCUCGCUCCAACUCGCCCAGCAGUACCAUGACCAUUGCGAACAACUUGAAGCCUGCAUCUCAUCCUGUCGACCCGUACUCCGCUGCUGCGCAAAGUAACAAUAUCAGCCACUCGAUGUAUAACAGCAUGAACAACCUCCACAUUCCCCCCGACUACAAUCCUCUCAAUUCCGCGGAGCCCGACGCUCUUAAUCUUCAGGCCAAAUUGAACGGGUUCGGCUCAGGCCCGUUCAACAGCAGGUCCUCCUUGUCGUUCAACCCCUUCCCUCCCCGUCCACGCCACAACAACGUUCCCUUCCGCGACACCUCAGCGGCAUUCAACACAGUUGCCUACCAGCAGUCGGGGGACAUGUUCGGCGCGCAAAACCAGCAAGCUCAGUCCUCCGCGUUCGGAUUUGACUCGAUGUCCGCCCCCGGGCGAGCACAAGAUUUCGCCACCGUGGGUGUCCAGAAUGCGUCGAGCCUGGGCGCUAACAGCACUGCCCACAACAAAUUCUCGAUGGACGGGGGGUUCCGCCCGGGUUUGGAGAGUCUGCUGCAGUCGCAGCAGAUGAGCCAGCAGACGUCACUGCCUACGACGCUACCCCUCCAUCAGCAGGGUUCGCAGCAGCCGUUCCAGGGAGCAUUCGGAAACGGCCUCUCGCAUCUCUCUCAUGCUCCCCCCGGCGCUCUCCCUGCGCACACACAGUUCGGACCCACUCUCCCCACUACUAUAGCCGGGUCUGGAGCUGUCACUGGGCAAGGGGCAUCGCUCACCGGAGGUCCGGGGAUGAACCAUGUGAACGGGGCUUCGCAGAACCAUCAGCAGGAAGAAAUCUCUACCAUCUUCGUCGUUGGCUUCCCAGAAGACAUGCAGGAACGUGAAUUCCAGAACAUGUUCACCUUCUCGUCUGGCUUCGAGGCGGCGACGCUCAAAAUACCCAACAAAGAGUUCACCGCGUACGGUACAGGAACGAACGGUCCUUCGGGUCCCAGUGCCCGCACGCAAUACCCCGGUUCGAAUGAUCCGUACAACCUGGUUACUGUGAAUCAGGGCGGUGUUGUCAUUGAUGGUGGCCGAGACGGUCCGACGACUUCGUGGCCCGCUGCCACGGACGACAGCCACUUCGUCCCGUCUAACCUCCCAGUACAGCCGCCACGCAAGCAGAUCAUCGGUUUCGCGAAGUUCCGCACCCGCCAGGAGGCAUUGGAAGCACGUGACGUCCUCCAAGGGCGUCGUGUCGACAUUGAGCGCGGCGCUGUCCUCAAAGCAGAGAUGGCGAAGAAGAACCUGCACACGAAGCGAGGACCAGGCGUGCCGCCGGGUGUGCCGAUGAACAACAACUUCAUGAACAACGCUGCUCCGCAGAUGCCCGAGAACCUCGCUGGAUAUUCCGGUCUGAACGGCCUUGCUGGCCUCGGUGCAAACGCAGCCGCUGGUAACACCGAAGCAUUGGCUCAGCGCGAUCGUGAGCUUGGUGCCAUCGGUGCUAUGGGCAUCACCGGCCUUGGGCAGCGCCGUGAGCGGAUGAUCGAUCGACGCGUCGAGGACGAGCGUGAGCGGCGCCGAUCAGACAUGGGUCCCGUAGGAUCGCUCGGGGCUGGCGCCAUGGGCACUCGCGGUGCUCGUGAACGUGCCGAGGAAGACGAGCGAGAACGCGAGCGGAAGCGUAAGGAACACCUGCGGCUGCGCGACAACUCGGAUGCGUUCGAGGCGUUCCACUCCGUACCCCAGCAAAUGGCUCGUCAGAGCGUAAACUCGCUCCUCUCCGCUGAGAAUGGCAUGUUGCCGAACGGUGUGGGCUCGUCGUUGCCAUCCCCGCCCGCGAUGUCGAGCGUCCCGUCUCAAGGUGAAGGUAUCAACGGCCUGAGCAAUGGGCCGUGGACCAGUCUCAGGGAUGUGGGAGCUAGCGCUGCCUUGAGGAAGAUGUCUGCCCCCGUCUUCUCGCCGACACUGCCUGCUCGUCCUGCGUCUCCGCCGCAGUAUUCGCCGCCAGCGUCUUUUGACGUCCCUACUGUGCAGAAUGGUAACGCGGCUCCAGGCAACUACAGUGCGCCCUUCUCGCCACAAUCAAAUUCCUCGUCGCUUCCGGGCCAUCCCUCCCUUCCAUCUCGUCCGAGGCCCUCGUCUCCUGGUACCGAGCAGAUGUUGCAACAGGCCGUUGACUCCGCGGAGGCUGUUCUCUCCUCGCAGCCUCUCUCCAGUGCAUCUAGCGCUAGUGGGUCGCAGAACGGUCACGACGAAGAGCUUUCGCGCUCGGUCGCGGCUUUGGCUGUCAACACCGAUUCAGGCAUGACUUCGCCGCAGCUCCCGUCUCCGGCGUCUGGUGCAAGCUCUGGACGAAACCCUGGCGAUCAGAACCCUCCGAUCAAUACGCUCUACGUCGGGAACCUGCCCACUUCUACCGCCGGCGGUCUUCCCCUCAAUCACCUGGAGGAUCGUCUCAGGGACUUGUUCUCGAAGAGGCUUGGCUACCGCAAGCUUUGCUUCAGGCAGAAGAGCAACGGGCCGAUGUGCUUCGUCGAGUUUGAGGAUGUCCAUUACGCCACCAAGGCCCUACAGGAACUGUAUGGCAAUACUCUCGGCGGUUUGGUGAAGGGCGGCGGGAUCCGUCUUUCCUACAGCAAGAACCCAUUGGGUGUACGCACGCCGACGAGUGCUGGCGGCCCGAACGGCUCUAGCAUGCAGCACCAACAAUCCUUUGCUGCGUCCUUGGAGGCCUUCGCCGCACAGAGACAGGCCGAGGUUGAAGGUGCCCGUCCCCGCCGUGACACGUCCACCGUGACUUCGCCGACGUCCUCUUAUCAUUAUACGACUUCUCCGCCUCCCCCGCGCUUCGUUUCGCCGCCGCCUACGGGACCAUUCUCUACAUUGACGAGUCCCAACGGGACGUUCCCCAGAGUCAACCCGCAGGCAUUCGGCAUGACGCAGGGGACCACGAGCAUGUUUUCACCUUUCGGCAUUUCACCAACGCAUUCAACGAUACCCGAUCAAUCCAAUAUUGCUGACGGCAACUCUGAUCCCCUCUCGCACAACAUCACCCCCACUACCCCCAACCUAGAGCCCAGUCGCGCAGGCUGAUCACUCGCUCAGUGUGCAUGUAUACAGUACUCAUAUGAACCCACAUCCUCACAUCUCCUGUGCAUAUUUAGCCUCGUUACAGCGCCGCUGACAUUCGGUUCGGACUUCUUCCAUUCGCAAUAUCCUCGCAGCACGUUCUAGUUACGUCUCUCCUAUUCGCCCUUCGAACGAAUUACGAUUGCCUCUUAAUGUCUCUUUGUUUGUUCUCGCGCACUGUCUGACUGUUCCGGUACAUUAGCACUGCCUGCCCCGCUCUUGCAUUAUUUGCAUACAUGCUGUUUGGCUAGUCUCACCAGGGUUCAUCGUGUUGAUUCCCUUUUCGUACAUCAUAUGUAUACUACUAAGUAUUCUCUCGACUGUGUUAUGCCCAUGGAUGAAUGAUGAUAUGCUCAAUCCU